AUGAAUAAAAAAGCUAAGAGUAGGACUUACCUAGACAUACUUCGGUUUUAUAGCAAAGAUGAAAAUCAGCAGGGAGUGAAUUUUUCGGGGGGUGUGGAAAGUCCAGUUGGACUACAAAGUGGCAAUUCGUUCGGUAAAGACUUGAAGAAGGAACGUUAUUUAAACGUGCGAAACUGUGAUGGAGAUGACUUGGACCAAGGGAAUGAUGAUGAACACAUGGGUGAAGACAAAGGGAGUGUCAACACAGAUUCCUUUUUCAGAACCCUCUUUUGCAGUCAGAAGGUUGGAAGUAGCAACAGUCACCAUUAUACCAGUAGUUGCCAUCGCAAUAACCCCUUCGUGCAAGAAGAAAAUAAUAAUGCCCACAGAAGGAACUUAAAAAAAAUGGUAACGUAUAAAGGAAGGGAGAAGAGAGUUAAGCCUAUACACGAUGAAGACAAAAUAAUUCAAAAAUUUAGAAGAGACCAGAGGAUGAGAAUGCUUUAUGUGGAAAAGGAACAUGGGUACAUGAAAGGAUAUCAAAAAAAAAUGGCUACUUCUUUUCUUACCAACAGGAAAAGGAAGAAAUGCACCAUCUGCUUUUUUAGUAAUCACUCGGAGCAUAUGGAAAAGUGCAAAAAUUGUUCUAUGCACUUUCACAUCUAUUGCUACAAAAUGUUUCGGGAAAAUUUCAAUUUCAACAAUUUUAUGUGCGAUGUGUGUUUGGACUACGAGCGGAGGGCCAACUCCUCUGCGACUAGCGGGACGGCUAGCAUGGAGACUAGCAAUAUUUCUACCCACCUUACCACCCACCGCGGCAUGCACCAGCGCACAGGCGGGCACUACAGGAAGUAUCACUUUGCGUACAAAAGAAAAAAUGUCGACGCGACCCACGAUCCAUUUGAUUAUAUCUCGCAAAUGGAGGAAUCCAAUGGGCAAAGUGGAUCAUCCAGGAAAAGGCAAUUUUUUAAAUGCCUAAGUGAAGCCGAAUUUAGCAAAAGUAAUGAUCUUCUCCCUGAAAAGAGGAAUGAAAAAAUGGAGUGGUCAUCCAAAAGGAGAGCAGAAGGUGGGAAGAUAUCCACCGAGGAUUUCUUAGAUAAUAAUGCCAUCUAUCAUCGAGAUGUUGCAUACCACUCCGACACCAUAUGCAACCGAAAACUGAAUCGUGAAGUAGGUCCAUUUCUCAAGAAGGCAAAAAGACAAUUGAAGAGAAGGGUUAAUUUAGAAAUGAGUCCAGAGAAAAUUACAAAAAUGAUGAGAAAAUAUUUUAAGCCUUUGGACGACUACAAAAAAGGGUCUCAUUGGGAUUUAUCUCAUCGGGAUUUAUCUCACGGGCUAUCCUCCCCCUCAAUGCUAUUUCAAACGGAGCAAAGUGAGUUUAGUAAACCUGUCUACGAUGGAAAGAACAUCCAAUACAUGCACGCUAUUCAGUAUAAGCUCUACCAAUAUGAGAAAUCAAAUGAAAAAAUAAAGUGCAGCAUUUGUAGUGGUCAUCAGAAAAAUGUUCUGAUGAUCAGGAGUGGACCAAACUUGUGGUUCCAUGUCUGUUGUCUGUACUACAAUGAUAUAUCAAAAUAUUGCUCCAUUAACCAUGUGUACUUUGAAUUCUUUUUUCUUAAAUUCUACAACGAAGAUUAUUUCAAUAGCAUGUAUUCCAAGCUGAAAAACGUUAACGAAGUGAUCAUCCAUAAAAUCAAGCAGGAACUUCUCACUAGUUAUAACACCACCAUACACAGUCAUUCCUUUAAUUUCCUUAUGAACCCUUACUACUACAACCUGACACUCAAACAGAUUAAGAAUUUAAUUUUUUACAACUUUAUUCUUCACACCAAUGUAUUAUAUGGAAGAUAUACUCCUGCUAUGUUUGGUGGUACGGCAACCUUCCAGAUGUUACCUAUCGGAAGUAAUGAACCCGAGGACACCUUUCAGGGGGUCGUGUGUACCAACCUGGAAAGCGAUAAUUUGGCUGAAAUGAACUUUCAUUCGAAGGAUAGGCAUCCCGUGGGGGAAUCUUCUAGCUACACACAUGCCAACAAGGGAAGGAGGGAUAGUAAGAGGGGUAGUCGUUCUCGCAUUGAUGUGGAUGGUAGAUCAGAUAGCCCCUAUCAUCGCCGUUCCAGUUUGAGUAGCGCAGCCAGUAGCUACGUUGGAAGCAGUAGCACGUCCAGAUGCACUGACUCCUCCUCUGACGAAGGAAAUAUGAGGGAUGGUACUCAAGAUUUCGAAGAAGGAGAAUACGAAGAUGAAGUAGAAAAUGAACAACUCUAUGUAGAUGAAGAGGACCAGGACAUUAGUAUACACAGCCAAAACGAACAUAGCAAUAUAUAUUGCAUCGACACAAACAACUGUACCGUUGUCACCGAGGACAACUACUACAUGGCUGAUGUCCUUCACAUCGUAAGUAACCACACAAGGAAUGAAACCACUCUAAGUGUCAACAAACAAAACGAAUUGAAUUCAUUUUUCAAGGAAAUUGAAAAACUAAUAUAUAAGAGGGAUUUUAUUCACUUAAGCAUUUUAAAAGAUAUUAAGGAGAAGAUUCAGGAGUCGGUUCUAAAGAAUCAUUCAAGGAUUUGUGCUUUUUGUAAAAAGGCUACAGGGAUAAAGACCAAAUGCAUGUUUCCAUCCUGCUGUACAUAUUUCCACAUUUCCUGUUAUUAUGAAUUUUUUAUGCACAGUGCAUAUGUGGCAUAUCAAUUGAGGAGGGACGAGCGAGUCGCCAAUAGGAACAUAACCCACAUAGCGAAAAUAGGAGAAGAUCCCCUUCACAGGGUAAACAAACUGAUUAAGAGACAAAGCCGCAGGAAGAAGCGCGUGCGCAACGGUAUUGGUAGCGACGAUGAAAGUUUAGUGGAAAGCUACAAAAGCGGCGAAGAGAACGUGGGUAGUGGAAACCAUGUCGACCGAGAUGCUUCUUCUGGGGAUAAGACGGUGUCAAGUCCAGGUUGUACAAAGAAAAAUCUCUCCAAACGGAGUGCCCAGGAGCAACCCCCUAUCGACGCAUCGAGGAGAGUGAACCCGGAAAACCCGAUCCAGUACAUUCGAAAAAUUAAGAGGAAAAUAAUGGAUAGCAGUGAACAGAAUAUUGUAGCGAAUAACAGUGGUGUAGCGGUUUCGAAUGAUUCAUCAAAUGGACCAUCAAAGGUGAACCAAAAAAACAUUGAAAAGAACAUGACCCCUAUUAUAUGUGCAUCCACCGUUGAACAGAUGAAUAAGACAAAUCCACAUGCAAAGAAAGAAAUAAAUGCAUUGUCAUACAAACCGAAUGCGAGUUCUGGUACCACAAAAUUAGAGGAUCAUCUCGGAGAUAACAAAGUCAUCGUGGAUGCAAAAGAAGUUAGCAAUGGAGGGGCUUCACGUAUCAGUGGACACGUAUCAUUCAUUCCAAUGGGUAGCACUGUUGGGUUGGGUCAAUGCGAGCAGAUUGAAGAGAAGAAUGGCCAUGCAUGUAGUGGAGAGUCUAGCCAUGGUUGCAUAUUAAGCACAAAACGUACAAGGUUGGAAGCAGUAGUAGAUCCCUUGAGCGAUUCUCAGGGGGGUUCAUUAGAAGAGGGGAAAAUGAACCAAACAGUUAGACUAAAGAACAGUCACCACCCUAAUCAACAAAAGCAGAUGAUGGUGUUAGAUCACCUGAAUCAGAAUACAAUGAAAACAACGCCUUGUAAAAACAGCGAAAUGGGAGAUUCUCAGGGGAGGAAAUAUAUGGAGAGUAUAACUUCGUGUAGCGACGUAAACAUGGCAGGAAUGAACAAAUGGCAUCAUCUCACGUUUAAAGAUUCUGGGAAGUAUCCAUCGAGGGAUUAUGUCCACAUAGGAGUUAUUCCUCUCCACGGUGACAAGUCAGACAUGAAAAUGCACAAACACAUACAGGGGAUGACACAGAGGUUCAAUCAAAAGGUGGAGGAGAAAACAUCUCCGAAGGCGCCAUCCGAAAUAACUCUCAAAAUGACACCAAAAACGGGGGAACGAGCAGAUCGAUCGAAUCAACCAAGUCGAUCCCAAAGGGGUGAAGAUUGCCAGAGCUCUUCUUCCUUAUCGUCUCUCCUAUGCUCUUCCAUAACAGAUGAUGAGGAUGAAUCCUCAUUCGACUCGAUCAGAACGUCUGACUGCUCUGUGUCUCUCCAGUCCAAGUCGAAUUCGAUAUCUCUACACUCGUUGACACUUUCAUCUGCGUCAUCUUCAUCGUCUAGCACGUAUUCUUCAUGUUCGGGUUGCUCAUCUGAACAUGUAGACCAUUCUUCUAGACAAAUAACAUUGGGAAAAUGGUACAUAACUUCCUCUUCUUCUUCCUCUUCUUCUUCCGCUUAUUCCUCCGCUUAUUCAUCCGCUUCGUCCGAGAUGUCAAUUUUUAAUGGAAAAGCCAAAUCUAUAUCGACCUCCCUGUCAGAGGCGUCGAAUAGAUCAUGUCGAAAUAGCAACUCCUUAUGUAGGAGUAACUCGCAAGAAGGGUUAUCGUCCUCAUGCGGAGAGGGCUUUUCGAAUUUCAAGUUGGGGAGUCAUAUAGAAAACUCAAGCAACAGGCAUCUUAGUAAUGCAAACAAUGGUAAUACUAAGAAGAAGAAGAAGAAAAAAAAAAAAAUAAAAAAAAAAAAAUAUGAACAAGUCAAAAAAAAAAAAAAAAAAAAAAAAAAAAAAUACGAACAAUGUGAUGUAACCACAGAUACAGAAUAUGGGAGGAAGAACUCCAAGUGGAACUCAUUAGGUCUCUUUACCACCAAUGUCUGUAAUCCUGGAAAUAGCUACUUAGAAAUGAAGAACAUCAAGCUGACAUUGUGCAACGCCCACAACAAUGAAGACGACAUCAGGACAGUGUUGAACCUCAAGUUAAAUGCAGUUAAUAAUAGGGAGCAUAACAAUCUUGGUGGUAUCUUUUACCAUUACUACAAUUCGUUCCUCUCCUCUGUGUUCUUCGCGGAGAAGUUUGCGCACCUGUCGGAGGGCGCAGGUACUAGCGAAUGGGUGGACGACCAGAUAGAGAGGAAGGACGAGCAAGUCAACCAUUGCGGAGACGAAGGUGAAAAUGAAGGUGAAAAUGAAAGUGGAAACCUGCUCCAAGAGAAAAAGGAUGAAAAAAUGAGCGAGGGAAGGAGUACCCCCUCCCAAGAACAGGACAGUCGGGGAGAAGGAAUCAGCAUAGAUGAUGUCGCGGUCUCGGUUAACAUGGUUUCUACAACAGACCCCGCCACGCCAGUCAACCAAUCAGACGGAGAAACGACCAAACCAAGCAACCAUACCCAUAAGAGAAAAAUUGAAUGCCUUUCCGAGACGCCUAACUCCGAUGGGGAAAAUGAACACAGGGAAAUGAAACCAUCGGAGAAACCUGGCGAGGACGACACAGAUGUAGCACACGUAUCGAAUGGAAAUAAAAAUAAAAAAGUUAAAUUAGACAUUGAGGAAGGCGCAUUGGAGCCUGACACACACAACGUCGAAGGUAAUGAUGAUAAGUGGCGUGACGAGGCUCACACGGAAGAAGGAAGUUCGGAUCACCCAGAAGAUAAGAAGAAGGGAAAUCAAGGAGCGAACGAUUUGGAAGUAACGACAGAUUACGAGAAUUCUCCGACACAAGAAAAGGCCAACGGAUAUGAUACGCUGGGGGGUUCCUACGAGGAGAAGAUAAGUCGGGUGGAAGGAAUGGUCGAAGGAACGGUCGAAGGAAUGGUCGAAGGAAGAGUCGAAGGAAAAGUGGUGGAGAGUGAACAUCAAGGGGAAGUCAGAGAAUGUGAGGAGAACGUAUCCCCCAAAGCAGAAGUAUCAUGUAAAACCGCCUCGGGAAAAGCGAACGACAUCGCGCUGUUACACUUCAUGAACUACAUCAAUCGAGUGAUCGACAAUGUAGAGGCAAGCGUGAUCCUAAAGAACAAUGUUUGCGAAGGAGUGUACUACCUGCGACAGGAGAACGGAGUAAACAUAUGCCAGAAGGUGAGUGGGCGCUUUAAAAAGCAUCUGAAAAUACAAAACAUGAAAAAGAAAAAAAAAAAAAAAAAAAAAAAAUUAAGUGAAAUUACAAUUUUAAAAAGUACAAAUGUAGAUAUACAGAAGAAAAAUAAAAAUAACAUUUCUAGCAAUAUGGAUUUGAAAAAAAAACUGGAUGUGAAUAAAUUCGCCUACCUCUUCUAUCGACUCCCUCUUCUGCUUUACGGGAAUAAGUUUGUAAGCGACUUGGAUAAUUUAAAGUACAUAGGUCAGAUAAAAAGCGUUUUCCAUUAUUAUGUUGAUUUUUCCAAUUCUCAAAAUAUCGCUAGUCUUGUCGAACUUCUUAAAGGGUACGCUAGCCACUCCAUGUUUCACAAGACUGUGAGCAACACGAGGAAAAAUCUCCAUGAUAGGGAGGACAGGGGUAGCGCCAGGAGAAGGCUUCCGACCAACGGAGCGGAAGAAGUGGGAAGAGCGAUAACAGCGACAACGACAGAGGUGGCUGCAACGAUGGACAUGACGACAACGGAGGAAGUGACAUCGGUAGCAGUAGUGGCGAGAGAGUUGCAAGAGGGUGGAGAGGAACAACCCCCUUUGGACAAUUCGUCAGACACCAUCGCACCGCGAGGUGCAUCCACCACGGGGGCAGAGAAUGAGAGUUAUGAUACCGCCACACAGGUCAAAAAUCCAGGCGAACAGACUGGAAGCAUUGCCACGAUGACAGAGGUGGCUUCGAAGGAACAAGAUGGAAAAAAUGAACCAAGGAACGAUUAUUCAUUUGAGAAUGAAAAGGAGAACAUGACAGAAAAUGGGGAUACAGAUCUGGUUAAAGAAAGCACAUGUGCUAGUACUGUCAGUGCAUAUUGUCAAAGUAUGGUCGGAGAGAACCAUAAUGAUGUGCAGGUGAAAGAAGUAGUAGAUGCACAUGAAAAAGAAUCGAAAACAAAGAAAAAAAAAAAAAAAAAAUCAACUGCAAACGGGAAUAAUUGUAAGGUAAAUAUAUCCAGUCAAUCAGUAUUAGAACAAGUGGAAUGUUUCAACCUUGAAGAAGGACAAAGAAACGAAAGCAACAACACAUGUGAUAAAGGGGGGGUAACGAAAGGAGACGAAUCAGGAAAGGAAUCCCAACCGUAUGUCAAUAAAAGUUUCAAUUUAGUAUUCUGUCUAUUUGAUAAUGGUAAUAAUAUCUACCUCCUAAUAUAUGAGUCAGACAGUGAUAACAGAAAGAAGUAUGCAAAGAAUAAACUCCUUCGAAAAAAAAACGAGUGUAACAAUAUCGACUAUUUUUUUAAGGAGUUAUACGAGAAGGUUCAUCAGAGUAGUUCCAAAGAUGGGGCCUUUUCAAUUUUGAAGGCUCUCUUUUGUAAUGGGGUUGGUACUUCGGUGGGAGAUUCCUCUACGUGUCUUUCCAGCGGGGUGAUCCCGCAGAGUGGAAUCGGCCUCAUCGAAUCGAGUGAUUUGACUAUGUCAACUGGAUCGACCAGUCUGAUGGGGACGAUGUGGUCUAUGAGCGGAAUGAGUAACCGAAGCGGAACCAUCAGCAGGGCUAGUAGCCACAGGGUGCACGGAACCCCAAGCGGCAAUGCAAAUCUCAGCGCUGGUAAUGUCGCCACCGGUAACAACACGGGAACGAUGAACGGUAAUAGCAGCACCAACAAUUCGGAGGAACAGAAGUGCCUCAGAAUGAUCCAAAUGUUACUGAACAAGAAUGUGUUAGAAAAUAUACUUCACAACUUUAGCUCAUUUAACAUCACGAAGAAUCUGAGCUUGAGAUUGACAAAUGUUCUCGAACUGACCUACUACGACUACCUCUUUAUUAAGAGGCACAAGUUUUUUUACUCAAAGAGGGGUGUGAGAAUUUACGAUGCGUGUAAUAAUUUGUACGAUGAGGGGGAGCCCGCGGAAGAUGAGACAGGUGGGAGCGUUAUUGACGGUCGGGUCAUUGACGGGCGGGCCAUUGACGGGCACGCCAAUAGGAAUUCCUACCAAUUGACACACAGGCUAAAAGAAAUUCUGGCAAAUUUGUACGCUCACAAAGGAAGCAAGAACACCUCGUUCAAUUUCAGAGGCAUGGUAGCUAGCGAAAGUAGCCACUCUAUGACUGGGGAUAUCAGCAAGGUUAGUGCAUACGUUAAGGAGGAGAAGGUCAAGUUGGGUGGAGUAGUCACACCAAUGGGAAGUUCCGACUUCGCGGCUUGCUCCAGUGGAGGCAUUACCGAUUGCCGGCAUGUAGUAGACCCCUUCCUCUGGGGACCGGAGAACAAUACCUUCUCAGGCUACCCCACAGGCAACUCCACAGGCAACAUCACAGCCAACUCCACAGGUAACUCCACAGGAAACUUCACAGGCAACGUUGUAGGUACCCUUCCGGGAGAUCUGAGCGAAACGACUAUGAUGGCCUACGAAUUCGCCAAAAGUGGAAGCCUCCUCAACAAAGGGGUUAAGGAGAAAAUUAUAAAUAAACAGAUAACGAAACGGAACGACAGGAGAGACAAGAAAGAUGGACAAAGGAGCAAAAACAAGAAGGAUAAGAAAAAAUAUCUGGAUGAUUAUCCAAAGAGCAUCAACACAAGUACGGGAAAACUACCCUCAGAUAAUACAAUGACGAAGAGUGAAUUUGGUGAAUAUAGCAAUUUGGAGUUUGCUGGAGAUCAGGGUAGGGAGAACUACAUCAACAGCAUCGUAAGAGAGUUCCUUUUCAACCGAUGUGAGGAUAACACCAUGGCAGAACUGGUGAAGGAAAUAAUUGGAAGGUACAACUCCUUUGGAGGAAACACGAAAAGCGGGCUCAAGGGGAAGUGGCACCCCGCAGAGGUGCCCAUACAUUCGACGAACAGUUUCAGCGCGUACGACGUGUAUAAGUUGUUUCUGCUGGAGAAUGACCCGAGGAAUGAUGGGAUGAACAGAGGGACGAACGCUACGAUUGGUAAUUCCGUCGGUAGUCUGACCAGUGAGGAAGGUGCCCCCCCUGUUGCAUCGAACGAACCGCAGGUGGCACCACCCCUCUUCAAAAAUAAGGAGGAGAGAAAAAAGUAUCUGAACAACGUCCUCUUCGAUAAGGCCGCACUAACCAACUUUCGAAGCUUCAUUAUAAAAAAAAGGCAGAUGGAUUUUUUUCACAAAAACUGGAACAGCCAAAUCAAUUCCAUAGAGAAGGAAAAUAAUUUCCUGGACAUUGGGCAUAUUUUGUCCUUCCACCUGAACAGGAGUAAUUUCGUGAAACAGAUGGAGUGUCGAAGCGUCGAGGAGGUCGAGACGAAGGUGAACAUCACCAGGGAUAAUGUUACCAAGGAUAAUGUUACGAGGGAUAAUGUCACGAGGGAUAAUGUCACGAGGGAUAAUGUCACGAGGGGUAGUGUCACGAGGGGUAGUGUCACGAGGGGCAGUGUCACGAGGGGCAGUGUUACGAGGGGUAGUGUCAACAGCGUUAGCGGGAUCAAAAUUAAGGAAGAAGAGAACAAAUCAGGUUCCUUCUCUGCGUUACCCAGGAACUGCACAAAAAAUGGUAACGACACGAACACAGACGGGACAAAUUCUAGCAUUUGUAAGAGGGAGCCGGGAAGUGGAUCCUCAAUCCCCGCAGAAGGUAAUUCGCAGGAACUUGAUGGAGCCGGAAAUAAUGAAAAGGGCGAGAAGGACGCAAGUAGCACUGUCAUAACGAUAGGUGAUGAAAAGUGCAGUCUGAGCGAACAUAACGUCUUUCCUCCCCUUGUGAAGGACGAAAAAUGUAAAGAAGUCGCCAAAUUCGCGAAAACUUCAAGCAAUAGCAGAGGCUUUAUCUCGAAGAAGCAGAUAAUAAAGGAAGAGAAAAAAAUUAACACGGAUUUGUCCAAUCGUGGCGAGGGUGUAUAUAAAGGAGAAGACAAAACAGAAGGUCAAAAGGAAGGUAUAAAAGAAGGUCAAAAGGAAGGUAUAAAAGAAGGUCAAAAGGAAGGUAUAAAAGAAGGGCAAAAUGAAGGUGUAAAGGAAAACCCAAAUUAUCGCUAUUGCGAUGGCGAAAGCUUCGACGAGCUGAUCAACCAUAAUUAUGAUAAAAUGAAAGACCUCUAUAAUAACCUAAAUGAAGAAAUAGUAAAGAAAAAACUACUACUGAUGAGCAAAAUUAUUGACGAAAACCAUUUUUACAACGUUGCUGAUAUGCCCUUGUAUGUAAAUUUAGUCUUCUACAAGUACAGUUGUGUUAACACAUGGAACAACUUGAUUCAUAAUUUGAGGGAGAGUUUCUUAAGGGAGGAAGAGGAGGCCUACUUUUUGACAACCAACGAGGUAAUGAAUAAGGGAGUGGCUCCUGAACAUGACAAGAAUGAGUCAUUCGUCGUAACUCCCACCCCGACAACCUUGCCAACCGCAACAGCAUUGCCGCAGGAACAGAAACCUUCGCUUGAUGGUUACGUGGGUGAGAUAAAGGAGGAGAAGAAGAAACCUAAUGAUGAUAAAGGAAAAGGCGCUACGGUCGAGGAGAUAGUGACAACCCAGUGUAGUAAUAACCUUAUGGAGAAAGAGAAGAGCCCCGAGGAAGGCACCAAAAUAGGAGACCAAAGCAGUGACGCAGCUCCUCCUUCAGCGGUAGGUCCAUCCACAUCGGUUGUUCCACCUGGUUCGAGAGACCAAAAGAAGAGCGCCCCUGUUUUCAACCAAAAGAAAAGUGGAAAGACUGGGAAAAAUGAAGAGAAGGAGAAGCCAAACAAUUUUACAUGUAGUGUGUGCUUUAACAAACAAUUGAACAACAUAAACAUUCUGUACAAAUGUGUUGGAUGCUCCAUUCACAUGCACAAGUACUGCUACGGAAUAUAUCAGAAAGGAAGGAGUGAUGAAUUUCUGUGUGAAAAGUGCACACUUAGCAAGUACAUCAACAAGAGGCGACAUCUGGGUGAAGAGCCCAAUAAGAGUAGCAGCCACUCGAAGAAGAAAAAGAAAAGCAAUAGCAGUAGUGGAGUAACAGCUGCGGUGGCAGUUGCUGAUGCGGUGGCGGUUGCUGAUGCGGUGAGUAGUGGGCACGUGCAUGACUCCAACAUGAAUGACCCAUGCGAUAACCCAAGCAAAAUUCCCCUUGACAUAUUUAAAGGAUUUGAAAGUUUCUGCUACAUAUGCAAGAAGGAUGGAGGCGCGUUGAAGAAAACCACGACAAACCAGUUUGUUCAUAUUUUUUGUGUUUUGUUUUUUAUCUCCAAAGUAUUCUGUUUAAAUAUUUACAAUUUGAACCUAUGGGAUAUUAGCAAUUUGAGAUCCUUCGAAAACGUCUGUUGUAUUUGUAACAAAAGUGGAGCCGUCAUAAAUUGUGCCUACUGCGAAGAUGAUGCUCAAGGGGAAAAAACUCUCAAUAGUGCGAACGCGCACACAAAAUACGGGAAGAACAAGUGCAAUAAGUGGUUUCACCCCCUGUGCGCUUAUUUGGAGGGGUACCAUAUGAAUGUUGAAAUUUACGAAGAUCUGUUUGUAAUGACUUAUUUUUACGAUAACUGCUUUACGUCUUUCCGUGUGAUCACACACUGCAAUGACCACGUCCCUCCGGGCACCUACCAAAAUAGGGAAGCCGUUAAAUGGAAGAGGAACAAAUCCUACCUGAGAAGUAGUAGCGUUGGCGAAAACGGCAGUGGCAAUAACGACGGCGCUGCAUCCCCCAGGUUGAGCGACCAAAACGCAAAAAAUAAGGGAAAAAACAACUACCAAAGUAGUAAAAAAGAGACCAACGCCUCAGGUUUACACAACAAGCACAACGGCAAUUGCAGCCCGCCACCUCUUCAAAACUGCGCCAACGACAAUAAUGUAAAAGAGGAAAGAAGCAAUGAAAUUUGCCCAACUGAUCGGAUAGAACAAACCAAUGCAGUAUAG
Messenger RNA from Plasmodium knowlesi strain H, 11724 nucleotides. Its product is annotated as phd finger protein, putative. The transcript has a single exon. The coding region runs from base 1 to 11724 and encodes 3907 amino acids. Lineage: Eukaryota; Apicomplexa; Aconoidasida; Haemosporida; Plasmodiidae. Gene Ontology annotation, biological process: regulation of transcription by RNA polymerase II. The record is from RefSeq and is a predicted model, not a curated record.